AUGUCAACGGGCAGCUCCUUCACAGGGCUGGAUCUGAGUUCAUCAACGACACUAUCUGCUUCAUCUUGGUUACCCCUCUUUCCGCUCAAUCCUCUCUUAAUACCUAGUACGACAUCUAAGCUUCAUCUACUUAACCUAACUCAUAAACGAGCAUCCAAAUCUGUAAAUAGCUUUCGCAUUGAAGAAUUAAUAACCAAAAAAGAUACUUCUGAAGUAUUAAAAGAGAAAGCAGAUAAAAGUCAGAAUGUACUCAAUCUACCCACUAUAGCUGCUUCUCCUCUUCCAGAUAUACCGGCUGCUGUUCCUCGUCUACUACAACCUGGAUCUUUAGAGUUUGUUAAUGGCGGUUAUGGAGUCAAGAACCCUUUAGCUAAAGCUGUUCAAGCUGUAGAAACAACAUUAACUAUGUGUCCAACUGGCCUAACAACAACAAACAGCCUCGGAUCAUCUCCAGCAGACACGGGACAAUACAUGUGCCCUAUCUGUGGCAAGAAGUUUGCUCUCCAACGUCUUCUGAAUCGACAUUCCAAAUGUCAUUCAGAUCUUAAACGAUAUCUUUGUACAUUUUGUGGGAAAGGCUUUAACGAUACGUUUGACUUGAAGAGACAUACAAGAACCCACACAGGAGUACGUCCAUACAAGUGCGAAGAGUGUGAUAAAUCGUUCACGCAACGAUGUUCAUUGGAGUCCCAUUUAAGGAAAGUUCAUGGUAUCGUCCACAACUUUGGUUAUAAAGAGCGACGAAACAAGGUUUUCGUCUGUGAAGACUGCGGUUACACUUCAGAAGUGUUCGACGUCUACUUAGCUCAUUUGAAACUUAUCCAUCCAUUCUCAGCAGCACUUCUUAGGAUAACAGCUCCUUCUAAACGUUCCAUCAAUCAUCAGUUUCAGCCUGUGUCACCUUCCUCAGCCGGUUCAAACCAAUCCCUUUAA
Messenger RNA from Auanema sp. JU1783, 933 nucleotides. NCBI's taxonomy places the organism in Eukaryota, Metazoa, Nematoda, Chromadorea, Rhabditida, Rhabditidae. The record is from the annotation of a GenBank genome assembly.